UUGAUCUCCCUCCUUAUUUUAGUCAUCAAGAGGUUAUAAGUGGCUACGUCAUCUCUGUGUCUUGUUCAGAUGGAUCCGUCAGAAUUACGUUGUAAGGAGUGUUACAAAAAGGCGAGAACACACUACACACGAGAUUCAGUAAGAGCGUGUUUGGCUAGACUAGAAGACAUCAUCAUAUUUGCUUUGUUUGAAAGAGUCAAAUUUCCUUUGAAUCCCCCAACGUACGAUCUGUUUGACGGCUUCGUUCGUGAAACAGAGGCCCUUCAAUUCCAGGCAUAUAGAUACGAUAAUCCUGAAGAAAAUCCGUUCUUCCCAGAAAAUUUACCUGCAACACCGUUUCCCUUUCCAGAGUUUUUGCAAGGUUCAGGUGCUUCGAUUAACAUAAAUAAGGAAAUUUGGGAAAUGUACUUUCGUGAGCUACUUCCAAAGUUUGUUAAAUGCGGUGAUGAUGGCAACUAUGCGCAAACUGCUUUUGUCGAUCUUAAGUUGUUGCAGGCCAUCUCGAAAAUGAUUCAUUAUGGAAAAUUUUGUGGUGAGGUCAAAUUUAGAGAAGGUCGUUCAGUCUACGAACUUUAUAUUCGUGCCAAGAACAGGAAAGCAUUGAUGAGAAUGUCAACAAUUGAUAGCAUUGAAAAUAUGGUGAAGGGGAGGGUUGAAAGGAAAGUCAUGGUGUUUGGGCGGGAAGUGAGCCAAGAACAUGAUUUCAAGGGAGAGGUUUCUAUCUUAUACGAGAAAUGGUUAAUUCCACUCACAAAAAAGGUUGAAACCGAAUACUUACUAAAACGCCUCGAUUGA
This is a messenger RNA of Vigna angularis (adzuki bean), 795 nucleotides long. RefSeq names its product chorismate mutase 2-like. Gene Ontology annotation, biological process: aromatic amino acid biosynthetic process; chorismate metabolic process. Gene Ontology annotation, molecular function: chorismate mutase activity. The transcript is spliced from 6 exons. NCBI's taxonomy places the organism in Eukaryota, Viridiplantae, Streptophyta, Magnoliopsida, Fabales, Fabaceae. The record is from RefSeq and is a predicted model, not a curated record. Bases 70 to 795 code for a protein of 241 amino acids. Gene Ontology annotation, cellular component: cytoplasm.